AUGGUGGAUAUCGUCGCUAACGCGGACGAGCCCGGACCAACCAGGCGUCAAUUCCUCGAACUCCUGACGGAAGCCGACGCCGCCCAAAGCUUAGCUCAUUCUACAAAAGCCACUUACCGCUCAGGUCUUUCCUCUUUUUUAAAAUUUUGCAUAAAAUCGAAAACACCACCUAUCCCGACUGUCGACAACCUAUGCCAAUAUAUUUCAGACGCUGCGCGCUCAAUUUCACUUCGUACCAAUAAACCACUAGCCCCCAACUCUAUCCAAGGAUACCUCACGGCGAUCGCAGCUGCUUACGAGCACCUUUACCCGGAUAUACGUCUAGCUACCAACUCACCUCGCGCGGGUGGUAAAGGGGUGCCUCAUGCAAAUGUCUCAUGCGCCCGGCCCUGA
Melampsora larici-populina 98AG31 is the source of this 393-nucleotide messenger RNA. RefSeq lists its product as uncharacterized. Lineage: Eukaryota; Fungi; Basidiomycota; Pucciniomycetes; Pucciniales; Melampsoraceae. The coding region runs from base 1 to 393 and encodes 130 amino acids. The record is from RefSeq and is a predicted model, not a curated record. The transcript is spliced from 2 exons.